AUGGAAAAUAAUCCCCAAAAAAGGGAGGGAAGAAAAUCUGGAAAUCGCUUUUCCGGCCACGGACGAGAUGCCAUGCUCACCGCUGUAAAGUGAAAACCCUAGCACUCGCUUGGAGUAGGAGGUUUAAGGUCAUCUUGUCAAUGGCGUUGAGUCCGUAUUUUAUCCAGUACUCUCCUCCCCGUGCCCUACGAGCUCACCAGCAAUUUGUCAUACCCUCAAUUUAUACUUCAAAAAUUGUGCUGAAAAACUCAAGGCAUUGCUUUUCUACCAUCUCUUGCUCCGUUGGGAGGCAAAUCCCGACGACAGAGGAAGAGGUCAUUCAAGCUGUGCUGGAGUCAGAUGAGAAGAUUCUUCCUUGCGUUCGGACGUACGAGAAUGACUUGUCUCGGCUUACUCUGGUCGGAGGCGUCGAUUUCCGACAGUCUGUUACGGCGGCUGCGGCUGAUGGCGGUGAAGCCGCCUCCGAGCACCUUGAUUCUGGAAUGUCUGCAAUGGUUGUGGAGACAGUAUUUCCGGGAACUUCUGACGAGCAUAGCACGGUAUCGACUCGGCUGUUUCUCCCUGCCAGAGAAGUCAAGGAAAAGGCUAGGAAGCUCAAAAAGUCUCUCGCUCAAGAUAUUCAUUUGAGCACUACAUCCAAAAAUAUACUCGCUAUGACAUUUAGACAAGUAGUAUUGCAGCAGCUUUGGAACUUUGAACUAGUUAUUUUUAAACCUGGAUCUGAAAGGAAUAUGGAAGAUCUUGAAAAUCUGAGAGAGCAGGUCCCAAUAUCUUUCACUCUCAGUUCAUCAGAUGAACGAGUCAUCUCUGUACUUGCAGAGGCUGUUUGCAUGUGUGCUCUUCAAAAUACCGAAAGAAAAUUUGUCAAUGAUGUAUCAAGUGGAACUUCAACUAGUUUUUUCGAUUGGUUUCGGAAGUCCACGAUUGUUGCAUCAAAGGAAUCCUCAGUUAUUAUCUACAAGUUAUUUGACAACGUGGUAGCUGAUGCCAAGAGUCUAUUACAAAAGUUCAAUUCAAAUAAGGAAAGCUGGAAACAUAGGAGUUCCAAAUCGAUGAACUAUUGGUGGAUGCCUUCUGAUCUCACUGAACUAGAAAAAAUUGGCGGGGCUGAAUUCAGUGCAUGGGCAAGUGAGUAUGUACCCUCUUACAAGCUACAAAUUGAUGCUCAUCAGUACAAAGAUUUAAAAUUUGGAGGCUGGAGAAAAUCUGUUGAGAAUAGGUGGGAAGUCCUUUUGACCCACUCCCAAAUGGUAGGGUUGGCGAACAUAUUAGAUGUAUUCUAUGAAGAUGUAUAUUCUCUGCCCAAUAAACAAUUGCAAUGUGGUGCAACUGUGCAUUCUGCUAACUUGUCGAGCAAAAAGAGAAACUAUUCCUCCUGGGGAUGGCUAUCCAAGACUUUAGCUGGUGGAAUUUUUCUUGUCCUUAUUAGUGUUGUUGGUCAACUUCUUCUGCCUCGGUUGCAUGUAUCUAGAAGGUAUAAUGUAGAACAGCCCGUUACAUCACUCUAUGGAGUUGACUCUGUGAAAGAUCAGGUUGUAGAAGCUGAAAAGUUGGAAAAAUACUGCAUCUCAAUUGUAAGAACUAUAAAAGAUGCCUUUGGUUGGCGUGGUGAUAUACACACAGAAAAAGGGGUUGGUGCAUGGAUUGGGGAAGCUCCUGAUUACUUGACGGUGGUCAAAUCUGAUAGUGCUGCUCCAUCUAGUACGAUAGACCAAGGCAGUAUUGAUGGAGUUAGAGCUACUGCACAGGAUAUAGCCAGCUAUCAGGUGGUCUUGUCGACUGAUGGAAAGAUAGUAGGAUUCCAACCAACUAGUCGGGUUGCUGUUAACUAUUGGGCUGCAAAUCCUUUAGCAAAGCAAUUGUAUGGUGGGAGGAAUUUGUCGCCAGGCUUUAUCGAAUCAGGGCUAAAGAUCAACCGCCCAAAUGAGGUGAUUGUGAUAGAGUUGCUUAUGUCGGUGAAGGCUGAUGCCUGCUUUGCUUUGGUGAGGCCCGCAAGUUAGUCAAUACCCGGAGUUUGCAGGCAGUAUUUGAUAUGCAACAACGCCAAUCCUAACGUGAAACACUCCAGAUAGUGCCACUCGCUGUUAAUCUUAGGCAUCCAAUCUCGACCAUUCGCUGUAUUUCACAGGAAUCUCCGUUGCUGGGGUCUAUAGAUAGUUAUUUUAUUUGAAUCGUAUAGGUAGUUUUUUUUGUAUCGAUGACGUAAAAUUAGUUUUUCUUUUUCCCUUUAAAGUUUAAUACAGACCACUGUAGGCAACAGUAGGUUUUAUUAGGGCACAGCUUAUGUUAAUAUCAGCCUGGUCUGCACAUGGACAUAUUGCAUCAGGGAGAUCCAUAUUGCCUUUUAUGAAGUGAGAUUCUGUCAAAA
Messenger RNA from Momordica charantia (bitter melon), 2368 nucleotides. Its product is annotated as deneddylase. The record is from RefSeq and is a predicted model, not a curated record. Lineage: Eukaryota; Viridiplantae; Streptophyta; Magnoliopsida; Cucurbitales; Cucurbitaceae.